CGACCGUCGUUACAACUACAUCUCCUCUCCGCCUAACACCUCAAAGCACUCUUCAGCUGGUCUGGACGACUCCCCUAUAACGAUAUUAUGACCCGGUAGCAAUUUGAACAUGUCGCUCCUUCAGAACGAGGACUUCGUCCUCUACCAAUUACGCACUGCGUACCUCAGCCAGGUCAAAGAUGGCGUCGGCGAGCGCUUGAUCAAUGUCGACUCUUCGUUCCUGAACAACCCAGCCUUCCGCGCCGCCGGCUGGGUGCCAAAUGCUGCCGAGAUACGCCGCACGUACUCGCCGCCAAUCCCCACUGCAGUAACCUCCGAUUACUUCCAGGCACCGCGUUCGGCUGGCCUGAAGUCGCCUGAAGGAUUCGGUGAAGACGAGGAUGAAGGCGGCAUGGUAACGGGCGGCGGGGGCAGCAAUGACACAGUGGGGCCUACGUUAAAUACCAAGCGACGUCGCAGGAAAGAAAUACUAGAUGAGGAUGACAGCAGCGACCUGAGCGAUGAAAGCGACGAAGAUAUGGAGGGCACACAUAGGCCCGUAACCCAGAUCAAGUUCCAGAAGAUGCCCCUGCGCAAUCGAGCUGGAUCGUCACCCAUUCGUGGGUCUGCCCUGAGGCAUGGGCUGGCAGACACAGCCGACGGGCCAUCUGUCAUGGUGACAUCGCCUUCACGACCGCCAGAUAGUCGCCUUCGCAGAGGAUCUCUGGGCGCGGUGGAGAGCAUCAAGGAGCGUGCCAGGAGGGACACCGUGACCAGCAGUGAAAUGUCUUCGGAGAAUGAGCAAGAUUCGUUCAUAUUCCAGAAGAAAAGGGUCAACCCCCACAGAAUUGGCAAAGGCAGUCACAUUCUUUCAGAUCGGAACCGAGAAGACGAAACGGAGCGGCUCGAGGCUCUUCACGAAGGCAACGAAUCCGACAGUUCACUAUCGUCUGAAUUCUCAGGAACCGCUGAUUCUGCGUCUCUACUCGGCGAAGGCGACGGUCUCCCAUCUACUCCUUCUGCUGCUCUACCUCACGUGAACGCAAUUCCUGGGUUGACACCUUUUGCAAAUACAUCGCCCAGGAAGGCUCAAAAGCAAGUGGCACCCACUCUGCAGGCUCUUCCACCGCCGCGUCCUAUCAGUUUUAUUCCUCCUAUCAGUGCUUUGACCCAAGCUCUCCAGGCAAAGGAACAAAAGCCGUCCAACCCGCUUCAAAGAUUUGCUGCACUGUCGGCCGCCAGCGAAGCUCAGGUCAAUCCCAUCUACAUUCGAAUCUACUGCCCAUUCUCAUCAAAGUCUUCAAAACCUAUUGAACUGCUGAUGAAGAAAUUCGAUGACAAGGGAGAGGCUGUCACAGUGUCGGAAGCCAUCGGCUUCGCAUUAUGGCGAUAUCAGGAGGAGAAAUUGGAGCCCGCCUUGUCAGCCGAACAAGCUAAUGUCAAUUGCUGGGUACUUCGAAUGUACGACGAUGGCGAGAUCGAUGACGAGUUCCCAGCGUUGACAAGAAACAAACCAAUUAUGGAUUUCGCCUCCAACAAUAGCCGAGGGAUGCGGCCUCGAGCGCGAGAAAAGCCAUGGGACGAGUUCGGUCUCGUCAAAGCGAGCGAGCGGGAGUUGGCAGAAAAUGAGAAACUCACUCCUGUGUACAGCAGAGAGGCUGCCGCGGCCCUGGCGAGUCAACAAUCGGCCACUGAAAGUCCGGUUGAGAAGAAGCCGCCUCCCAAGCCCAUGGCUAGUCGGGCAAAGAGUUUCCGCAAUCCGAUUACUGGGCCAUCGUUUGCACCAACAGCUAGUCGCAAGAAUACCAGCAACCUCGCCGAUGCCCCAUCAGGCCCGACUACGCAUGCGGCGAGUCGCGUUGGAGCACCCAAGGUGGUCAAUGUGCAUUUCACGGAUGAGAACUUCAACACGAGACAUACAUCAGUGCCGUGCACGACCGACACCUACAUUGCUGAGGUCUUCGACAAAGUGUGCCGUGACCUCCACCUAGAUAAGGCUCUAUACGUCUUGAAGGUGUCAGGUUCUACGACCGUAGCACCGUCAGAUCGAACGGUCGAAGCUCUAGGGAGUCGCUCCGACCUGGAUCUUAUACGUCGUCGAUUCGUGGGCGACGGUGUUUUCGGUCUUGCGGGCUCGCCCGGCUCCUCCUCGCCCAAUGCUCCUUUGAUCAUUUCCACAGGAGGGGCCACUAAGAAGACGAAGAAAUCCGAGCGCACGAUUGCCGCAGCCUCGGGGCCCGCUCUGAUGCAUCCGCUCUCUAAACACAGCACCAACGAUGUGAUGGGCCAUCUUUCCGCCCAGAAUCCGUACUACCGCAGAUACCUCGUCACCCGAAAACAGCCCAUGUCAUUCACGUCGUCAUCGUCCCGCAUCAUAGCUCUCGACAAUGAGUACAUGCAUAUCCUGCCGUCGACGUCUACCAAAGACAAAGACCUCGACGCUGCGACGAAGGCUCUCUUCGACCAGUCCAAGAUGACCAAUAUUCAUUUUAGCAGCAUCGUCGGUAGCAAAGUUAGCAAGAAGCAUCCCAGGAUGUUCCGCGUCAUUGUUUUCAAGGAGAGGGAAACGAAAAGGUACGAUUUCGAGGCGAGGGACGGGGACGAGGCGAGGGAGAUAGUCGAGGAGAUCAAGAAGGGAUAUAACCGCUUCCAGGAGGGCAUGGUAUAGGGUCUCUUUACCUUUCCGUAACCGGCUUCUUCUUCAUGGGAUUUCAUCUACGAAUCCACAUCUUUUUCUCUACAUUUUCGGGAAUGGGGACUACAUAGCGAGUUGAACGACUGGGUUGGUGACGGGACGGGAGUACGAUUUUCUGGGUUUCUGCAAAACAUGAAGCAGGUGUAAAGCCAUUGGGUCUGGGGUUGGCGCUACUCAUAUCUUUCUUCUUCACAUUGAUUUCGGCAGGUUUCGACAUAAAAGAUACCAUUAGGCGAGGUCUUAACAGGGAUCAUCACAUACUUACCAUUUAUCG
Molecule: messenger RNA, 2948 nt
Organism: Aaosphaeria arxii CBS 175.79
Lineage: Eukaryota; Fungi; Ascomycota; Dothideomycetes; Pleosporales
Product: stress-activated map kinase-interacting protein-like protein
Exons: 3
Coding region: 110-2647 (845 amino acids)
Biological process (GO): TORC2 signaling
Cellular component (GO): plasma membrane; cytoplasm; TORC2 complex
Molecular function (GO): phosphatidylinositol-4,5-bisphosphate binding
Source: RefSeq, a predicted model, not a curated record